GAAAAGGAGAACAUGCGUGGCUAAACACAGGCGGGGCCGGGAAUCGAACCCGGGUCCUCAGAACUGUGAGGCUGACGCUCUAACCAGUCGGCCACCGUGCCGCCAGUUCUGACUGACUUUCAGAAAGUCAUCUUCCCAACGCUGUGCAUUGUAUGCUGUGUUGUGCAGUACGUUGGCUGGUGGUAGUUUUCCUGUCGGAUAAAUACGUCAACCCGGUGACGUCAUCUGCAAGCGACAGCGGCUUAAGACGACAAGAUGGCGGACGUGGUGAGCGUCGGCGUCAACCUGGACGCCUUUUCUCACGCCAUUAGCGGCAUCCAGGCGCUGCGUUCCAGCGUCAGUCGCGUCUUCGAGUGCCUGAAGGACGGCAUGAAGAACCGAGAGACGCUCGAAGGCCGCGAGAAGCAGUUUAUCGCCACAUUCCAGGACAACCUGCAGGCGGUCAACAGAGACCUCAACGAGUUGGAGCGCCUGAGCGGUCUGGUGGGUCGCCCGUCCGAGUCGCAUCCUCUGCACAACAGCGGCCUCCUCAGUCUGGAUCCUGUUCAGGACAAAACGCCGCUCUACUCGCAGCUGCUGCAGGCCUACAAGUGGUCCAACAAGCUGCAGUACCACGCCGGCCUGGCCUCCAGUUUGCUGAACCAGCAGUCGCUCAAGCGCUCGGCCAAUCAGAUGGGCGCCUCGGCCAAGCGACGCCCCAAAGUCCAGCCCAGCACCCUCGUCCUCCCCCCGCAGUACGUAGAUGAUGUGAUUUCUCGUAUCGGAAGGAUGUUUCCCGACAUGAGCAUCGAACUUUUUCGACCGAACGGAACGUCUGCGGUCCUGCUGGUGACGCUGGGCAAAGUGCUGAAGGCCAUCGUGGUGAUGCGUUCGCUGUUCAUCGACAGAACUUUGGUGCGAGGCUUUAACGAGAACGUUUAUGACGACGACGGGAAGCUGGACAUCUGGACCAAGUCGCAGCAUCAGGUCUUCCAGAAGGUGAGUCUGGAACCGGCGGCGGCCUGCCGGUUUCCUGAGCGCGGCAGCUCAUUGGUUGUGCGGUCGCUAGGUAACGGACCACGCCACCACCGCCCUGCUGCACUACCAACUGCCGCAGAUGCCCGACGUGGUCGUGCGCUCCUUCAUGGUCGGAAAACACCCAACUGCGGCACGCGCCGGCUCACGGUUGCUGACGUGCGUGUGUGUUCAUCGGAGUGUGUUUGUGUGUGGUUUUGGGUUUGCGUUCGGGUGUGUCUUUGCGUGCGUGUGCAGACUUGGCUGAGGAGCUACAUCAAACUGUUCCAGUCUCCGUGCCAGCGAUGCGGCCGCUUCCUGCAGGACGGACUUCCUCCAACCUGGAGGGACUUUAGGACCUUGGAGGCCUUCCACGACACCUGCCGCAUGUGACCCCUGACCCGAACCCCGCGCGCACUCGGUGGUGCUGUUAUUGCAACAUUUUGUUAGAGCGGCGCGGGCGCUUCGCCAUCUUCGGGUGGUCUGCAAUCUUCCUCCUCCUCGUCCUCACGAUGGCAAAGGUUAAACGUUCCCUGAUGGAUUUGAACCAGCGCUAAUGAGGAAAAUGUCGUCGUCGUCGUCAUCCUCACGGUGACCUUCCUGACUUAUUGAUGAAGAUCAAUUAGCGAGCGUCGUGCUGCUUCGGGCGCCGCGCCUGGUCGCGAACCUCCGGGCCUUGACUCCAGACCGGAUCAGACCGCAGAAGAAAAGAAAAAGCUCAAAUUUCAGAAAAAAAACAAAGAAACGAGGAUGAAAAGAUGAACUUUGCAUGACAAAGUUGUCGCUGUAAAUAAAGUUUUGUUCAACGAAA
Phyllopteryx taeniolatus (common seadragon) is the source of this 1804-nucleotide messenger RNA. RefSeq names its product mediator complex subunit 27 (gene med27). NCBI's taxonomy places the organism in Eukaryota, Metazoa, Chordata, Actinopteri, Syngnathiformes, Syngnathidae. Gene Ontology annotation, biological process: regulation of transcription by RNA polymerase II. The coding region runs from base 256 to 1386 and encodes 376 amino acids. Gene Ontology annotation, molecular function: transcription coactivator activity. The record is from RefSeq and is a predicted model, not a curated record. The transcript has 6 exons. Gene Ontology annotation, cellular component: mediator complex.